Messenger RNA from Pyrus x bretschneideri (Chinese white pear), 468 nucleotides. RefSeq names its product actin-related protein 2/3 complex subunit 2B-like. The record is from RefSeq and is a predicted model, not a curated record. Gene Ontology annotation, cellular component: actin cytoskeleton; Arp2/3 protein complex. The transcript is spliced from 3 exons. Bases 16 to 468 code for a protein of 150 amino acids. Gene Ontology annotation, biological process: actin filament polymerization; Arp2/3 complex-mediated actin nucleation. Gene Ontology annotation, molecular function: actin filament binding; structural constituent of cytoskeleton. NCBI's taxonomy places the organism in Eukaryota, Viridiplantae, Streptophyta, Magnoliopsida, Rosales, Rosaceae.
CAUUCAACUAGACACAUGGCACAACAAAUGAAAAGGCAAUCAACUUACCCCCACUUGAUUUCUGGAAUUGGUCGUGACGUUGUGGAGAUUGUUGAACCUGCAAAAGAAGGAUACCAGCUUACUUUAAGACUUGAUUUUUCUGAGAUUCCAAAUGGAAAAGAUUCUGUGAAGGUAAUUGCAGACAUUGCUGCUGUGCAAGCAGUAAUCUUAAGUUCUCAGCUGAAAGAAAUGUUGAUGAAUGUUAACCCUCAAGAUACAUCGCAAGGAAUGUAUAAGCCACUCAAACUCGAAUAUCACCCAAGAGAGCCUUUCUUUAUUAUUAGACAGCCACAGAAAAUCAUAGCAGUAUUCCCGAUACGUUUCAAAGACAAAACAGAUGUCAUUAUUGCAACGGUAUCACUUGACAUCUAUCUUAAACAGUAUCACUUGACAUCUAUCUUUGUAAAGCAAUUGUACUACACUAGUUAG